UUAGAGUUGAUUUUUGGUGAGUACAGGGGGAGCUCAUAUACAGCACUUUAGUUAGCUUUUACUCAUAAUAUCAAAAUAUCCAUGGGCAGUUCAGGGGGGUGGAGGUGGUGGGCUUGGGGUGUGGUGAGUCUAGUGAUGGCAGUGGCGAGUAGUGGGAUGAGAGGGGCAGACGCAGCCCGAGCAUUCUUCGUGUUUGGGGACUCACUGGUGGACAAUGGCAACAACAACUACUUGGCCACCUCGGCUCGAGCUGACUCUCCGCCUUACGGCAUUGAUUAUCCCACUCGCAGACCCACCGGCCGUUUCUCCAAUGGCCUCAACAUUCCUGACUUUAUCAGUCGGGAGCUUGGAGCAGAAUCCACGUUGCCGUAUUUAAGCCCAGAGCUCACCGGACAAAGACUGCUUGUGGGCGCCAACUUUGCUUCUGCUGGAAUCGGCAUCCUCAACGACACUGGAAUACAGUUCGUGAACAUAAUAAGAAUAUACAGGCAGCUAGAGUACUUCCAGGAGUACCAGCGAAGGCUGAGCGCCCUGGUUGGGAAGGAGCGGGCGCAGCGUUUAGUCACUGGAUCACUUGUCCUUAUCACUCUGGGAGGCAACGACUUUGUGAAUAACUACUACCUGGUCCCUUUCUCUGCCAGAUCCCGCCAGUUCGCCCUGCCCGACUACGUCAAGUAUUUAAUCUCUGAAUACAAGAAGAUCCUCAGGAGGCUAUAUGAUCUGGGACCGCGGAGGGUGCUGGUGACGGGGACGGGGCCGCUGGGGUGUGUGCCGGCGGAAUUAGCGAUGCGAGGCAGGAACGGGGAAUGCUCGGAGGAGCUGCAAAGGGCGGGCUCACUGUUUAACCCUCAGCUUGUUCAGAUGCUGGCUCAGCUUAACAGCGAGGUCGGUUCCGACGUCUUCAUCGGCGCCAACACCCGGCAAAUGAGCAAUGAUUUCGUCUCUAAUCCCAGAGCCUUCGGAUUUAUAACAUCGAAAGUGGCGUGCUGCGGUCAAGGGCCCUAUAAUGGGCUGGGAUUGUGCACGGUGGCAUCCAACCUGUGUCCCAACAGGGACGUCUACGCCUUCUGGGACCCCUUCCACCCAUCGGAGAGGGCCAACGGCUUGAUUGUGCAGCAGAUCAUGAGCGGCCCCACCGAGUAUAUGUACCCCAUGAAUCUCAGCACCGCCUUGGCCUUGGAUCGCGCUCUGGCUUCCUCCCUCAAUUAAUCUCCCCGGCCAAUGCGAAUUCCUAUUUAAUUAUUAUUAUUACGUCUUCAUUUUCUCAUUAGUGUUACCUGCCGCCUAUACUCUCCAUAUCCAUAUGUGUACUGCAAUAUGUGUGAUCUCUCUCAAUCUUGUUGUGUUCCUCUCUACAUAUCUAAAACUGCCAAAUAAAUCAUUAUACUUUUUUUUCCCAUUCA
Neltuma alba is the source of this 1403-nucleotide messenger RNA. RefSeq names its product GDSL esterase/lipase At5g33370. The transcript has 5 exons. Gene Ontology annotation, molecular function: hydrolase activity, acting on ester bonds. The record is from RefSeq and is a predicted model, not a curated record. Lineage: Eukaryota; Viridiplantae; Streptophyta; Magnoliopsida; Fabales; Fabaceae. Bases 82 to 1209 code for a protein of 375 amino acids.